Molecule: messenger RNA, 2065 nt
Organism: Pelobates cultripes (western spadefoot toad)
Lineage: Eukaryota; Metazoa; Chordata; Amphibia; Anura; Pelobatidae
Source: the annotation of a GenBank genome assembly
AUGGGAGAAAGAACCAGUGAGAGCCAGAAAGAGAGAGAGACAGCAAAAUCCAACCUGGAAAAUCCAUUGGCAAGGUACAGAAUACUUUCUUUGUUCCCUUGUUUGUAAUAAUGUGAUUAUUAUUAGCUAUCUAAUACAAUUUUCCCCCUUGUUUCUUUGUUCCCUUUGUUUCCUGUAACUUUCUUUGUUCCCUUGUUUUAAAUAAAGUGAUUAUUAAUUAUACAAUUAUUAUUUUUUUUGGGGGGGGGGGUAAUGCAGAUAGUCACAUCUAGUGAUUGUUAUCAGAGACCCCCAUAUCCUGCAGAGAACAUCCGCUGGCAAGGUACAGUACAGAAUACUGUAUUGUCAUUGUUCCAUUGUGUUGCAUUAUGAAAAUCUACAUUCAUUGUAUUUUUAUACUGUUUUACAGAUGUCUGAGCGCAAAGAGGAGAAGGCUAAGGGCAAGCGCCAGAGUAUUCCUCUGGUUAUCAAGAUCCAAGUACUGGACCGCCUGGAUAAAGGAGAGUGCCAGGUAGAUAUCGGGGCAGAUCUCCAUUUGCCUACCUCCACUAUCCACACUAUCCUCAAAAACAAGGAUAAGAUCCGCACUUCAGUGACGACCACUGUUUCUUCAGCCAAGAAGAUCACCCGCUCCAGGUCCUACGCUCUUGAGGAGAUGGAGGAGAGGCUUUCCAUAUGGAUAGAUGAUGAGCUGGAGCGUAACAUGCCUCUCAGCCAGGCCAUCUUGAUGGAGAAGGCGAAGAGCAUUUACGCUUUCAUCCAGAUGUGAUGGAGAGUUUUGCAGCAAGUAGAGGUUGGUUUGACCGCUUUAAGAAAAGGUACAACCUCUACAACCUUAAGAUCACUGGUGAAGCAGCAAGUGUGGACACUGGAGCUGCUGCAGCUUUUCCAGCCUCUUUAAAGGACGUGGUGGAUAGAGGGAGCUAUCCACCGGAGGUUGUCUUCAAUGUGGAUGAGACCGGGCUCUUCUGGAAGCGGAUGCCAAGCCGCACGUUCAUCUCCAGGGAGCAGAAGAGAGCACCUGGCUUUAAAGCGGUUAAAGACAGGCUGACCCUUCUUUUGGGUGGGAAUGCCAGCGGUGACUUCCGUAUAAAGCCAUUGCUGGUAUACCACUCCCAGACACCAAGGGCAAUGAGGGGCAUUAGCAAGUCCAGCUUGUCAGUCAUUUGGAAGGCAAACAGGAAGGCAUGGAUCACCAGGGAUAUAUUUAGAGUGGUUCACUGACCAUUUCUGCCCUUCCAUGCAGCGUUAUUGUCGGCGCAAGGGACUGGAGGAGAAAGCGCUGCUCAUCAUGGAAAAUGCGCCGAGCCACCCGACUAACUUGGCUGAGCUGCCCACCUGAAUUCCUGUGGAGGUCCUGUUCCUACCGCCCAACACAACGUUGCUUAUCCAGCCUAUGGACCAGGGGGUGAUCACCACCUUCAAGGCCUACUAUCUCUGCCGCACAUCCAUCAGCUGAUUGAACACACGGACCGCGAGGACAAGCAGUCAAUGUUGGACUUCUGGAAGCAGCACCACAUCAUGAAGGCUGUCUCCAACAUUGAUCUUUCCUGGAAGGAGGUGACACAGCAGUGCCUCAAGGCUGUGUGGAAAAAGAUCUGGCCAGAGCUGUGUGAGGAUGUGCAACUACCAGAGCCCAUCAUAGCGGAGAUAGUUGACCUUGUGACCACGGCUGGACUAGGAGACAGAUGCUCAGGACAUUGAGCAGUUAGUCCAGGCUUCAGGUGAGAGCCUCAACAAUGAUGACCUUGAAGAACUGGCUGAACAGGGCAAACAGAGACCUCAGGACACCAGCGACUCGGACACUGAGCCUCCAAAAGAGCUUUCCUCUGAGCUCCUAAACAGGGCAUUGCAUCAGGUCAAUGACAUAAUGGAUAAGCUGGUGGCCAAUGAUCCUGAUGCAACUAGGAACAGGAAUGCAUGGCGCAUUGUGCUGGGAGGGGUGUCUUGCUACCGCCAUCUGCUGGAUAGCCCCAAGAAACAUAGACAAAUGACCCUUGACAAAUUUGUGGCCAAAAAAACGAGGCAGGAAGAGGACUCCAGAGCCUCCACAUCCACAAUUUAA